GGUGUGUUGUCGGUUCGCCUAUCGUGUUGGGCAUCCACUUUGCCAAGGAAAUGCACAACAGGGAGUUCUCCAUUCCCGUGCAACAAGCAGAUCUGCAAUCAGAUGUCUCAGUCAAUACAUCUGAGUCAAAAUGGGUGGAGUCCUCUCAGUUCUGCAAAACACAGCCAAGACUCUCAUCGCAGCAGCUUCUCUCUUGAGAGCUUUGUCAACCGAGUUCGAUCAAGCUCUGAAGCGGGCAUCACAGUCCCCGGGUCUUCCGGUCCCUAAGCCAUCCCAAACGUACUGGCUCAACGACCCUCCACACCCUGCACUAUGCGACGCAAACUCGUCCAAAUUGCCCGAAACUGUGGAUGUGGCCAUUAUCGGUUCGGGAAUCGCAGGCGCUGCUGUCGCGCGUUCAUUAUUGCACGAGCGACGCCGUCGCAACAUCCGCACUGAUGAGAAAGUGGUCGUUCUCGAAGCUCGACAGCUGUGCAGCGGGGCAACUGCUCGAAAUGGCGGCCACAUCAAGCCUUCAGUGUACGAAAGCUUUUCUCGAUUCAGCAAGCUUUUACCAAAAAAUCGUGCUGCUGCCCUGGCGCGUUUCCAGCUUUUGCACAUCAAGUACUUGACAGAGUUAUGUGAAAGCGAAGGCAUUAAGUCUGCCGAAGCUCGAAAGGUCGACACUGUCGACUUUUUCUUGGAUAGCGAGAGUUUCUCCAAGGCUGUAGCCGAUGUUGAGGAGUUGAAGAAAUGGUUACCUGAGGUUGAGAUUGCGGUAUGGAAGGGUGAUGAAGUACAGAAGAAAUUCGGUGUCAACAACAGCGUUGCCGGUGCUUUGUCCUACCAAGCAGGUGCGAUCUGGGCGUACCGAUUCGUUGCAUCUAUCUGGAACGGUCUUCUUAACGACUUCCCUGAUACCCUCUCUAUCGAGACAAACACUCCCGUAGAAUCGAUAAGCGUCUCAGAAGCGGCCCCAGAAGGUUUCCCAUACGCUAUAAAAACUACCUGGGGAACCAUAUUUGCCCGCCAUAUAGUCCACGCCACCAACAGUUUCGCAAGCCAUCUUGUCCCCGGUCUACGCAGCAAGAUCGUAGGCGCACGAGCCCAUAUGUCUGCACAACGACCAGGAGAUCUGUUCCCAUACGCUGACGGUAUGCACUCGUGGAGUGUAGUCUACGGCGAGGGUUUCGACUACGUCACACAACGGCCACCAGCCACAAGUGGUUCCAAAGGAGAUUUGAUGAUUGGAGGCGGUUUCGUGCGAUCGCUGAAGCAAGGUAUUGAUCAAGUGGGCCGGUAUGACGACGGCCCUCUUCUCGACCCUUUGACCGCGGCACACAUCACGGGUGUCUUUCCGGCGGUUUUCCAUCCCAAAUGGGGUGCAGGUGCAGAGCUGAAGCAAAUGUGGUCUGGCAUCAUUGGUUUGACUGGCGAUUACCUGCCCUUCGUGGGUCGCUUGGACGCAAAGUUGACCGGGCGAGAUACUAAAGGCAGUAAACUCGCGUUGUCUGACAAGGACUCAUGUGGAGAGUGGAUUGCGGCAGGCUUUUCGGGAGAAGGUAUGGUGUGGGCUUGGCUUUCGGGUGCUGCUCUUGGUAUCAUGAUUGCUGGGAGUGAAGAUGAGAACUUACCAGAAACUCCAGGAAGGCCAGGUGGGAAACUAUCGAAGUGGUUUCCAAAGGAACUUCUGGUAUCGCGGGAGAGGAUGCGCAGUUCUGAUGUUAGUAAUUUGGCUAAUUAGUCGUAAGAGGCAAGGAUUCGAAUUGUCUAUUUGUUUUCAUGGAUUUGCUAAAAGUCAUUAUACAACGAUUGGUUGUCUACCAGAUUGUAUGAU
Molecule: messenger RNA, 1816 nt
Organism: Alternaria rosae
Lineage: Eukaryota; Fungi; Ascomycota; Dothideomycetes; Pleosporales; Pleosporaceae
Product: FAD dependent oxidoreductase-domain-containing protein
Exons: 2
Coding region: 131-1723 (530 amino acids)
Cellular component (GO): cytoplasm
Molecular function (GO): oxidoreductase activity
Source: RefSeq, a predicted model, not a curated record